Messenger RNA from Aegilops tauschii subsp. strangulata, 1630 nucleotides. Its product is annotated as glycerol-3-phosphate acyltransferase 9. Gene Ontology annotation, biological process: triglyceride biosynthetic process. The record is from RefSeq and is a predicted model, not a curated record. Gene Ontology annotation, cellular component: endoplasmic reticulum. Gene Ontology annotation, molecular function: glycerol-3-phosphate O-acyltransferase activity. NCBI's taxonomy places the organism in Eukaryota, Viridiplantae, Streptophyta, Magnoliopsida, Poales, Poaceae.
GAUCCACGGCAUCAUCAAUUCGCUGGACGUACCACGACUCAUUGCGCCCAAUCUCACCCGUUGCCCCAUCGCCAAGCCUUCCUCGGCGUUAUCGCCGUCGCCGUCGCUCCCGCCGGCGUCGGCCGCUGGGAGGAGAUGGCGUCGUCGCUGGACGCGCCCAACCUUGACGAUUACCUCACCGCGGACUCGCUCCCGCAGGAACCUCCCAGGAGUCUCACCCUGCGCGAUCUGCUGGACAUCUCGCCGGUGCUCACCGAGGCGGCGGGCGCCAUCGUCGAUGAUUCGUUCACACGUUGCUUUAAGUCAAAUUCUCCGGAGCCAUGGAACUGGAACAUCUAUUUGUUCCCAUUAUGGUGCUUGGGAGUAGUCAUAAGAUAUGGACUACUGUUUCCGCUAAGGUUCUUAACACUUAUACUAGGAUGGAUGGCCUUCUUUACUGCCUUUUUUCCCGUGCGUUUCCUAAUGAACGGGAAAAAUAGGCUAAAAAGUAAAAUAGAGAGAAAGCUGGUUGAAAUGAUGUGCAGUGUUUUUGUUGCUUCUUGGACGGGAGUGAUCAAGUACCAUGGACCACGCCCAAGCUCACGACCUUAUCAGGUAUUUGUUGCAAACCAUACAUCGAUGAUAGAUUUUAUUAUUCUGGAGCAGAUGACAGCAUUUGCUGUCAUCAUGCAAAAGCAUCCUGGAUGGGUUGGAUUUAUUCAGAAGACUAUUCUGGAAAGUGUGGGUUGCAUCUGGUUUAACCGUAAUGAUCUCAAGGAUCGUGAAGUAGUUGGAAGAAAGUUACGUGAUCAUGUUCAGCAUCCAGACAACAAUCCUCUCUUGAUUUUCCCAGAAGGAACUUGUGUUAAUAAUCAGUACACUGUGAUGUUCAAGAAGGGUGCUUUUGAGCUUGGCUGUGCUGUAUGUCCAAUAGCUAUCAAAUAUAAUAAAAUAUUUGUUGACGCCUUCUGGAAUAGUAAGAAGCAAUCUUUUACAAUGCAUUUGGUUCGUCUUAUGACAUCAUGGGCUGUUGUUUGUGAUGUUUGGUUCUUGGAACCUCAGUAUCUCAGGGAAGGGGAGACAGCGAUAGAAUUUACUGAAAGAGUGAGGGACAUGAUAGCUGCUCGGGCUGGUCUUAAGAAGGUUCCAUGGGAUGGCUAUCUGAAACAUAACCGCCCUAGCCCCAAACAUACCGAGGAAAAGCAGCGCAUGUUUGCUGAAUCUGUGUUGAGGAGACUAGAGGAAAACUAAAUAGCUAUCAAUCAACUCACGGUCUCCUGGUUAGUUGAGGGAUUUCCCCUUAGUUGCCUUGUAAUCUGUUAAUCACCCAAGUGAGACCUGGGGCAUGUGGAAAUGACCACCGCAGUUUUGCUGUAAAUUUGUUUGCAGUUUGACAGAAUCAGUAGCAUGUGCUUGGCAAGAAAGAACUAUUGAAUCAACCUUGCUAUACAUACGACACUAGUCCGAUUUUUGUACGACGCACUAGAUCAAGCCGUUGAUGCGCUGAACAAAACUGCAGUUGAGCAUCAGAUUUUGCGUGGUACACAAAUUGGACCAUGGAGCAUUGUACGCAUAGUGGUUUCGCUAUUGAAUGGAUGCGUGCCUAUAGAUCUUUUAAUAUCUUAUAUGAUUGGUUAGUGUUAACACGUAA